UUCUAAUCCAACCUUGACGAUACCUGCAAUGGAAUGGAAAAAUGUGGGAGCACGUUUAACGGGAAAUGCACCUGUUGGAUUGAAAGACUUUGCUAUCGGUUACUAUAAAAACACGAAUACAAUGAUCAUUUUUGGUGGAACUACGGCAAACGGUAAUAAAAAUGGCCAAACUUAUCUUGCAAAUUUCAACAAUCUAAGCUGGAGUUCUCCACCAAGUUCGCAAGGUCCGCAAGCAAGAUCGGAUAUGCUUUACGGGAUGGACGUUUGGGGAUCGUAUCGAAAUACAUUUGUGAUCUCUUGUGGUAGAGGAGAAGGCGAUGUUAUAUUUAAUGACACAUGGGCGUUUGACAUGGUUUAUCUUACAUGGACACAGAUAACAGAUGUUACAUCAAUGAGUGGUCCUGUUCCUCAGUUUUAUUCAGCAAUCGGUGGAAUCGAUACAACCAUUCAAACGGGAAGUCAGGUGACUCCGAAUAAUACAAUGUGGAUUUCUCACGGAACUAAUGGAACUGUGUUCUUCACGGAUCUUUGGGCUCAGGUGUUCCGUGGAAGCUGGACCCCCAAUGAAAAUACUUUGUCCACCGUCUGGUAUAAAGUUCCUACCAGUGGAGUCAUACCUCAAGGUCGAAAGCAACCUGCAGGUGCCAUCCUUCCGGGUGGUCGAUUGGCAAUAUAUGGAGGAUGCAAUAGUACCGGUGGGGAUUGCGCAAUACCGGACGUAUCCUCCUUGGUCUUAGGAAACGAUUACAAUUCUGGUAUACCAACCAGCGUGACUAAAGCAUUCUGGAGUCCGGAUAGUCAAUGUUUAGGCUCAAGAGAGGAUGCUGCGAUGGUGAUGAAUGGCAUUUACAGUGUUCCCGCUUUUUCCACUCAGGCCAUAGUUUUUGGUGGUAAAUUACCUGGUGACGCACCUAUUGGUGUUGAUGGUGAAGUUGGUAUUUUGGAUACUAGUUCGGGAGUUUGGGUUAGAGUAGUCCCUCAGGGUGAUGGUAAUGCGUUACCAAAAACUCGCGCAGGAGCCCGAAUGAUCGCGACUGGUAACACGGUUACUUCCGUUUCCUCCAAUGCUGGCGCAAUAGAUAUUCUUAUGUUCGGUGGAGAGGCAUUGGACAAUAGUUCGACAAACUAUAAUGACCUGUGGAUUCUUCGCCUGUACGAUGCCCCAACAUCGGGAAAUAAUCCUUCAAAUAUAACAAAAACAGAAUUCUUAUCUUGCAUCCCAGCUUCCCAAGAUAAUAUGCCUGUUAUGCCCGAUAAUAACGAAUCAGAUGAUCACGGGGAUGGCGGCGGAAUUGGUAAUAAGUUUGCAACACUUUUAAACUUGAAAAGUCAGGAAACCAGCAAAUCGCCUAAAUCAUUUGAAGUUAAUCGAAGUAGCAACAAAUCAUUUCACCAGAAUGAAGGUGACUCGCCGGUUUCGAUACUUAAGCCGGCUGGUGACUCAUGGGUAGAAAAACGUAAAAGCGUUACGGAAUCUGCUAAUUACAACACUUCGUCAAGAGGAACAAUGGCUAGCGUGGCAAGUGGAAGGGGUAAAUUGGAGGACAAAGACCCCAAUGAUGAGUCAGAAAGUGAAAAUAGCGAUAGUAGAAUUAUCAAUCAGAAUCUUGGAACAGGAACGUCGCAUAGAAAUAUUAUGACAAAUGUCGAUGAGGAGGAGGAACUGGAUGAAGAAACAAGGCAAGCGAAACUUGAAGAGGAAAUUACCAAUAGAGACGUUGUGGUCAUGACGAUACCGAAAAGAAGGUUGACUGUGGUCAACGCGUGA
Molecule: messenger RNA, 1768 nt
Organism: Acaulospora colombiana
Lineage: Eukaryota; Fungi; Glomeromycota; Glomeromycetes; Diversisporales; Acaulosporaceae
Source: the annotation of a GenBank genome assembly